Acanthoscelides obtectus is the source of this 222-nucleotide messenger RNA. NCBI's taxonomy places the organism in Eukaryota, Metazoa, Arthropoda, Insecta, Coleoptera, Chrysomelidae. The record is from the annotation of a GenBank genome assembly.
AUGUUCAAGGGACAUGAGGAAAAGCAGAAACUGUUUAAAGGAAUGCUCUUAGUGCAUCAAGUCUCGGAAGCAAUACAACAGUGUGUGCUAGCCGCAGUGCUGAAAUUUGCUUCUGAGUUUGAGGAACUCACGUCGCACAGUAAAGACUCCUUCAUCACCUUGUUGCAAAGUACAGAACCGUACUCAGGUAUGCUUGCAGCAUAUCUGAAGGAAGGCAAUUGA